UUGAGUCAGAGAUUUUGCUGGUUUUGGCAUGCACUCACAAAAAGGUUGCCCACCCCUGACCUAGGGCCUAGGUCACUGGGUCAACAUACUUUUUAGUGGUUGUAACUCUCACAGCUGGGCCGUGUGUUGGAGUCAUUUCUGUGCAGCUGUGUUUUUGGAAGUGAGCAGGGGCAUGGAGGCCCUUCAUCCUGGGGGAAUGAGGGCAGAUGCACAGGGGCCAGGAUCUGUCCAGAGCGUGCCCCAGUCAGCAUCCUCACCCCACCCCCUUUUCUGCACAUUCAGGCCCGGGACACAGACCAGAAAUGCCUUGAGGAGCUGCAGGAAGAGAACAUGGCCCUCAAGACUGCACAGGGGCAGAGUGUGGAGGAGUCCGCCCACCUGCGCUGGGAGCUGGAGCAGCUGUCAGAGGCCUCCAGCUGCUUCCUGAAGCUGGACCAGGAGAAGCAGAGCCUCCAGGGCACCAUCCAGGGGCUGCGGGACGCCUCCCUGGCCCUGCAGGAGAGCAGCUUCCAGCACCGGGAGCUGGAGAUGGAGAACCAGCAGCUCAGAAAGCAGGUAACUGUGGGUGCUGUCCAAAAUAUACGGGCAUAUAGGUGGCCAGGGGCAGCACCCAGGUGUCGGUGAGCAUGCGCAGCUGGGGGACAGGCAGAGUCCAGUGCAGCCACUGUUACGGUAGGGGGACAGAGGCCUCCUGGAGAG
Molecule: messenger RNA, 699 nt
Organism: Myotis davidii
Lineage: Eukaryota; Metazoa; Chordata; Mammalia; Chiroptera; Vespertilionidae
Product: protein Daple-like
Exons: 2
Coding region: 331-624 (97 amino acids)
Source: RefSeq, a predicted model, not a curated record